GCGGGCGGGGUGAAACUGAAAGUGGAGGGCUCGGGCCGCGGCUAGGCGGGACCCGGCGCCGCGCCGCUCCGGCUCGCAUCCCCGCCCCGUUCGAAGCGCUUGAGCGUCCCGGGCCGAGUAUGGCCGAGAAUUUCGACCGAGCUCCCGGUGCCGGUCGAGGUCGGGGCCGCGGAAGUAGCGUUCUCGCCGGCGCGUCGGAGAGCUGCGGUGGGGCCUGCCCCGGAGGCGGUGGUUCGCACGGCCCCGGCGCGGUCGAUCAGCAGCAGAACAAAACGAGCGGCUUCCUCCCCCAGCAGGAGCCCCUGCGGCCUCCGAGGACGGCGCCGCUGGGCACUGGAAGCGCAGAGCACCUGCAACAGACAAGAAUCCCAUCUGGAUCACGAGUUUCAGUUCCUACUGCUGGACCAGAAAUGGCAAAACCUCAGGUGGCUGUGACUCCUGUGGCAAUGUCAAAGUUGUCAGUUAAAGCACCUGAGUUUUAUCCAUCAGGAUACAACCCAAACUUCAAUCAGAACUUGGCAGAUUCUUCCUUUGAAGAUGGAUAUGGUGGCUAUCUGACUUUGGCAGAAUAUGUACAAGGCUUCCUAAACCAUCUCACUGAGCAACCAGGUUGUUUUGAAACUGAAAUAGAACAGUUUGCUGAAACGCUGAAUGGUUGGGUCGUUACAGAUGAGGCUUUGCAAGAGCUUGUUGAUCUCAUCUAUCAGCAGGCCACAUCUGUCCCAAACUUUUCCUACAUGGGAGCAAGGUUAUGUAACUAUUUAUCUCACUGUCUAACCAUUAGUCCACAAAGUGGGAACUUCCGACAGUUGUUACUUAAAAGGUGUCGAGCAGAGUUUGAAAAUAGAGAUGAAGCUGCAAAAGGAGAUGAAGCUACUCAAAAACAAUUUCAUGCCUUUGUAUUGUUCUUAGGUGAACUUUACCUUAACCUAGAGAUUAAGGGAACAAAGGGACAGGUAACACGAGCAGAAAUUCUUCAAGAAGGCCUUCGGGAAUUACUAAAUGCGCUUUUCUCUAAUCCUGUGGACAGUAAUUUGAUAUGUGCUGUGAAGCUGCUGAAGUUGACAGGCUCAGUUUUAGAAGAUGCUUGGAAAGAAAAAGGAAAGGAUGAUAUGACUGAAGUGAUUCAGAGAAUUGAAAAUGUUGUAUUGGAUGCAAACUGUAGCAGAGAUGUGAAACAUAUGCUUCUGAAACUAGUAGAACUGCGAUCAAGUAACUGGGGUAGAGUUCUUGGAACUUCUUCACAUACAGAAGCUACCCCUGAAAAUGACCCAAACUAUUUUAUGAAUGAGCCAACAUUUUACACUUCUGAUGGCAUUCCUUUCACUGCAGCAGAUCCAGAUUACCAAGAAGAAUACCAAGAGCUGCUUGAAAGAGAGGAUUGGUUCCCAGAUUAUGAAGAGAAUGGAACAGAUUUAUCAGGAGCUGGAGAUCUAUACUUUGAUGACAUUGAUGAUGAGAUGGAUCCAGAAAUUGAAGAAGCGUAUGAAAAAUUCUGUCUAGAAUCUGAACAUGGGAGAAAACAGUGAGAAGUUACACAUAAAUAUUAAAUAUGUUUGCUAAAGCAGUUUAGGUAUGGUUAGAGUGUAAGGGGAUGCAUAAAUUGAAACAUUUGUACCAAAAUAAGGAAGUUAAGUUUCUCCAACAAUUGAAGAUACAGUUUCCCUUUUGUUAAACAGAAUCUGCCAAAAAUUGUAAUCACAUGCCCUGUAUCUUAAAAUGUUGUGUAUAUAUCAUAGUUUAUUUUAUGUACAGGUAUACGGACAAUGUUUUGGCUGCAAUAAAAAUUCAACUUAAAAAUAUCGUAAUGGAAAUUAAAUUUUAACUAAAGAGGAACUGUCCCAGGAAAUUUCUCUUGUGGGAGAAAGGAAAGAACAAUUUGAUCUUUUAAUUGCUUGCUUCUAAUAUGCAGUAGAACUCUCCCAUCUCUUUUAUCACAUGCAAGCUAUCCUUUUUUUGUUGUUUUUGUUUGUUUUGUUGCUUUUUUUAUUGCUAAGGAGAGUAUGAUCCAAAUACAGAUUAUCUCUGUAGAUUUCAAUCAUGGAAUCAUGGGAAGUAGUUUGUGAAGAUUUUGUGUCUUGUGGGUUGUUUUGUGGGGAUAUCUAUAUAUAAUCAUAUAUAUAUAUACACACCUUUUUUUUUUUUUUUUUUUUUUUUUUUUUGCUUUGUUUCUUCCCUCUUUCCUCUACCCUUUUGUGUGAAGUCUGGACACAUUAACAUGAAAUAUGGGGAUAUUGUGAAAAACUAAGCUGUAUUUUAUAAGUCAGGUGCUUUCAAGAUCUGUGGUUCAGAUAAGCUUAUUUCUAACUUUUACGAGCAAAAACUAUCCUUUAAAUAUCCUUUAAAUUUGCCGUGUUCUUCAAGACUACAUGAAUAUAGUUAUGGUUGAACCAGUGCUCCUCAAGAGUAUGUGCAGUGCUCGAUAUAUUUUUGAAUGUAUCUAACAUGUCUAACCUUCUGGCAACAUGUGUAAUUUUCUCCAUCCUUCUAAUUAUUUUAUAUAAGUUGUCUUAAUUUUGUAGUUUGAGUAUGUUCAUGUAUUUCAUAAAUGUUAACGUUCUGAAACUGACUGCUCUUUUUUGACUCAAUAUAAUCAUGUUAGUCUAUAAAUUCCAUUGUUGCUGUUGUUGCCAAACUCAGUUGUACUGUUUCUUGUUAUCUGUUUCUGGUUAGACUAAGUAGAAUCCCUUACUACACAAAUACACACACACAAAAAAAAAAAAAAAAAAAAAAAAAAAUCCUAAACAGUAGCUACUGUAAAGAACAUGUUGUUGUAAAUAUGCAUGUAAAUAAUUCUGUUAAUAUUUCACUGUAAUACGUUUGGUUAAAUGACUUGUGCGUCUGCUAAUACAGUGAGCACUGUUUUCUGGGUGUUUAUUGAACAUUCAUUUAGGUUGGAGUUUUGGAAAAUAAAAUUUAACUAGCUUUG
Lagopus muta (rock ptarmigan) is the source of this 2929-nucleotide messenger RNA. RefSeq names its product poly(A) binding protein interacting protein 1 (gene PAIP1). Gene Ontology annotation, biological process: regulation of translational initiation. Gene Ontology annotation, molecular function: protein binding; translation activator activity; RNA binding. The transcript has 11 exons. The record is from RefSeq and is a predicted model, not a curated record. The coding region runs from base 120 to 1529 and encodes 469 amino acids. NCBI's taxonomy places the organism in Eukaryota, Metazoa, Chordata, Aves, Galliformes, Phasianidae.